Messenger RNA from Sinocyclocheilus rhinocerous, 11138 nucleotides. Its product is annotated as reelin-like. Gene Ontology annotation, cellular component: neuron projection. The record is from RefSeq and is a predicted model, not a curated record. Gene Ontology annotation, biological process: neuron migration; central nervous system development. Gene Ontology annotation, molecular function: lipoprotein particle receptor binding. The coding region runs from base 95 to 10045 and encodes 3316 amino acids. The transcript has 64 exons. NCBI's taxonomy places the organism in Eukaryota, Metazoa, Chordata, Actinopteri, Cypriniformes, Cyprinidae.
CUGAACACCAGGCUCUGAACUCCCCGUGUGUGAAGGGAGUACAGACACACACACACACACACACACACGCUCUCCUCGAGCUCCUGGAGCAGAGAUGUUCAGGGCCACUCUCGUCUGCGCUCUGCUGCUGCUGUCGGCGGCCACCGUGGAUUUGGGAGGCUCUCCGUCCGGCUUCUACCCGCGUUUCAAUCCCUUCUUUUUCUUGUGCACCCACCACGGUGAGAUGGAGGGCCCCGGGGCCGAGGGAGGAGGAGAGGUGCUGCUCACCUUCCAGAUCCACGGGAGCCCCGGCACAUACGUCCCGGGACAGGAGUACCAGGUGACGAUCUCCACCAGUACUUACUUCGAUGGGCUGCUGGUCACCGGUCUCUACACCUCCACUUCUGUCCAGUCGUCUCCCAUCCCUGCGUCUCCAGCCUUUGGCUUCGGGGUGAUGUCAGACAGGCAGUUCGGGACUCAGUUUGUGUGCAGUGUGGUGGCGUCUCACGUCAGUCACCUGCCCUCCACCAGCCUCAGCUUCAUCUGGAUCGCUCCUCCACCCGGCACCGGCUGCGUCAACUUCAUGGCCACAGCGACGCACCGAGGACAGAUCAUCUUCAAGGACGCUCUGGCGCAGCAGCUCUGUGAGCAGGGAGCUCCCACUGAAUCUCCUCUUCGGCCCAGUCUAGCUGUGGUUCAUGGUGAUCAUGCUGUUCUCCGGGAUGACUUUGAACACAACUCACAAGAAGAGCUUAAUCUCAAUAUCUGGUCAGACUGCAGUAACUGUGAGGUUGGAGAGCAGUGUGGUGCGCUGAUGCACGGAAAAGCAGUGACGUUUUGUGAGCCCUUUGGACAGAGAGAACUGACGACAGUGGCUCUGAACACGAGCACCGCAUCAGUCCUGCAGUUUGCCUUUGGAUCUGGAUCUUGUCGGUUCAGUUACUCGGACCCCAGUAUCAUCAUCUCCUGUGGUCUGAACUCCUCUGAUGACUGGAUCACCUUGGAAAAGAUCAGGGCUCCCACUAACAGCAGCACAGUGGUCCAUCUCCUGCCAUUGCCUCCGGGCUGUAAAGGGGAGGCCGUUCAUCUGCGCUGGAGUCAGGAGCCACCCGUGGGGCCCGAUGGUUAUGAGUCCUGCUGGGGCCUCGAUAACAUACUGGUGCUGAACACGGCUAACCGGCCCCCGCUGCUGGAGGACAGCCUGGACCCUCUGGACACGGCCAACUGGCUCUUCUUCCCUGGAGCCACAGUAAAGCACGCUUGUCAGUCAGAGGGAAACUCCUUGUACUUUCAUGGCGGAGAGGGAUUCGAGCACAGCUUCGCCUCCACACGAGACGUGGACCUGCACCGUGAAGAGGGACGCAGCUACUGGGAGGAAGACUUUGAGAGUCCACUGAGUGGAUGGGAGGUUGAUGGAGCGGUGAAUGGAGUUCAGUGUGGAGAGGUGGAGUCUGGAUCUGCACUCGUCUUUCUCAAAGAUGGACAGAGGAAGGUGUGCACACCGUACCUCAAUACCACCGCCUACGGAAACCUGCGCUUCCACUUCACCAUGGGGGGUGGAGACUGCGAUCCUGGAGAAUCCAACAAGAAUAAUGUGGUCCUGUUUGGUCGUUCAGAGGGCAGGAAAGAUCAUGUGCUUCUGGACGUACUUCCAUAUUCAGCCUACAGGAAUCCUUCAGUCGUCUCGGUUGGUUUGCCCACAGAGCUUCAGACUCCAGCCACUCAGUUUUGUCUAGAACAGAAGUUUCAUGGUGGAGCGAACCGUCACGUUUGGGCUGUGGACUUCCUGCAGCUGCUGCCGGUGCUGCCCGGAGCAAACACUCACCUGGUGCAGUUCUCAAUCAACCUCGGGUGUGGAGCCUACCAGCCGGCCAACAGUGUCAAAUUGGAGUUCUCAACCAAUCACGGUCGCUCCUGGUCUCUCCUGCACACCGAGUGUCUUCCUGAACUGUGUGCCGGAUCACAUCUGCCUCACAGCAGCAUCUACUCCUCAGAGAACUACAGCGGUUGGACGAGGAUCACGAUUCCUCUGCCCAACUCCGCGCUCACAGACAGCACUCGCUUCCGCUGGAGACAGACCGCUGUGGGAAGCAGCAUCAUGUGGGCGAUUGACAAUGUGUAUAUCGGGCCGUCCUGUUUGCGUUUCUGCUCCGGUAGAGGACACUGUUCACGUACGGGCUGCAAGUGUGACCAUGGUUUCAGCGGUCCGGCGUGUGAGCUGGUGUCUCAGAACUUCCCUGCGUUUCUGUCCGAGAGUUUCUCCAGCGUGAGGCUGUCAUCCUAUCACAGCUUCUCCUCACUGCGGGGGGCAGAGGUCAGCUUCGCCUGUGGGGUUUUGGCCAGCGGAAAAGCCCUGGUUUUCAACAGGGACAGUAGAAGACACAUUGUUACGACCCCCCUGGACAGUUCACAAGCCAGGUAUCUUCAGUUCACGCUGAGGCUGGGCAGUCGCAGCACGUCGAGCUCCUGUCCCGCUCCAGACCAGCCGGGUGAAGGAGUGCUCCUGCAUUACUCUUCAGAUAACGGCAUCACCUGGACGCUGCUGCAGCAUUACGCUUAUCAGGGCUUCCAUGAGCCCAGGAUCGUUUCUGUGGAGCUUCCUCCUGGGGCCCGUAAAUUCGGGGUCCAGUUCCGCUGGUGGCAGCCGUACCAUUCGGGCCGCGGGCAGGACGUCUGGGCUCUGGAUGAGAUCAGCAUAACCUCCAUCCUCUUCAACAUCAUCAGCCUGGACUUCAGUAACGUGUUAGACGUGACUCAGAGCCUGGGCUUCUAUCUGGGGAACGUGCAGCCGUACUGCCAACACGACUGGACCCUCAGUUUUUCAGGCGAUCACGGCUCGUCCUCCAGUAUCCGCUAUGUGGAAACACAAUCCAUGCAGAUCGGCGCGUCCUACAUGAUCCAGUUCUCGCUGGUCAUGGGCUGCGGACGCGAACCGUCUCCUCACAUCGACACUCAGGUCCGGCUGGAGUUCUCCACCAAUCACGGCUUGACUUGGCAUCUCGUCAAAGAGGCCUGUCUCCCCGGCAUGCCGAGCUGCUCUGAGUUCACUGCGUCCAGCGUCUACCAUCCGUCUGAGUUCACAGACUGGAGACGCAUCACGCUUCCACUGCCGUACAAAACCUGGUCGAGUGCGACACGCUUCCGAUGGAUCCAGAAUCACUAUCAGGAGCAGGACGAGUGGGCUCUGGAUGACGUUUACAUUGGGCAGCAGUGUCCUCAGAUGUGCCGUGGACACGGAUGGUGCGACCACGGUCACUGCAGGUGUGAUGAAGGCUUCACCGGCUCAGACUGCCAGACGCUCAACACUCUGGCCUCCAGUGUGCUCUCAGACUUCGAGUCGCAGGAGACCCUGGUGUCAGCGUGGCAGGAGGCGACCGGAGGCGAGAUCGUGCCGCCCGACCAGGGCUGUGGGGUGGUUUCCUCCGGGUCCUCUCUGUACUUCAGCAGGGCUGGGCUGCGGCAGCUGGUCAGCUGGGAUCUGGACACGGAGUGGGCGGAGUUUGUGCAGUUCUACCUGCGGAUGGGCGGAGACGGGGCGGAGUGUAACCAGGCCGACAGCAGAGAGGAGGGGCUUCUGCUGCAGUACAGCAAUGAUGGUGGAAUCAGCUGGGGUCUGAUCGCAGAGAUGUACUUCACUGACUUCACCAAACCACGGUUUGUUCAUUAUGAACUUCCUCUGGCCUCUAAAACUCCCUGCACGCGUUUCCGCUGGUGGCAGCCGCUGCACUCGGGCGAGGGCUAUGAUCAGUGGGCCAUCGAUGACGUGAUCAUCCUGUCUGAGCGAGAGAAGCACGUCAUCCCCAUGGCCGAUCCUACACUGCCUCAGAACUUCUACGAGAAACCGGCUUUCGAUCAUCCGCUCAACCAGAUGAGCGUGUGGCUGAUGCUGGGAAAUGAAGGAAUGGACAAGGACCGUAACGGGAGUUUCUGCGCUCCCACUCCCUCUGCACUAGUGUUCGGCCGGUCGGACGGGGACCGGAUGGCAGUGACCCGAGACCUGGCGCUCCGUCCCGGAUACACGCUGCAGUUCAAGCUGAACAUCGGCUGUGAGUCAGUCUUCAGUGCGUCUGCGCCAGUGCUGCUCCAGUACUCUCAUGACGCGGGCCGCACAUGGGCUCUGGUGCGGGAGGGCUGUUACCCAGCAUCCCCUGGGGCCACGAGCUGCGAGGGCAGCGGACGUGAACUCAGAGAGCCCACUGUGUACCACACGGGAGACUACGAGCGCUGGACCAGAGUCACCGUCGUAUUGCCACGGAUCGUAGCCGCCAGCAAGACGCGCUUCCGCUGGUUCCAGGAGAGCAGUGUCUAUCGGGACGCCCCUGCGUUUGCGCUGGAUGGCGUCUACAUCUCUGAGCCCUGUCCCAAUCACUGCGGCGGUCACGGAGACUGCAUCUCAGGCGUCUGCUUCUGUGAUAUGGGAUACACAGUGGAGGUGGACCGGUCCAGCUGUGUCCCGUCUGCUCCGAGUCCCACUGAACUGGUGGAGGAUUUCGAGGGGAAGCUGAGCCCGCUGUGGCAGAGCCUGAGCGGAGGACAGAUCGGUGACGGCUGCGGGAGCAUCAGCGAAGGGAAAGCUCUGUACUUCAGCAGCCUGGGCAGACGAGAGGCUUGCACCACGCCGCUGGACACCACCCACACCCGUUUGGUUCAGUUCUACAUUCGUAUCGGAGGGAAAAACAUGGGCUCCACCUGUUCUCGUCCCCGCUCCCGAAAUGAAGGUGUGAUUGUCCAGUUUUCCAUAAACAAUGGUGUUCAGUGGCAGCUCCUACGAGAGCUGGACUUUGGCUCGUUCCUGGAGCCUCAGGUGGUGACGAUCGAGCUCCCGCCCGCGGCUAAGACGCCUCACACUGUGUUCCGCUGGUGGCAGCCGCAGCAGGGUAAACACUCGGCCCAGUGGGGUCUGGAUAACGUUCUGAUCGGAAUGAACGACAGCGCUAGGAGUGGGUUCUUCGACACGUUUGAUGGCACGUCUCCAUUGAGACACAACUGGUAUCGAGUCGUAGGUGGAGAGGUGACAGCAGACUGUCUGAGCCCAGACUCAGUGCUGAACUUCAACUCCGAGGUCAUGGACAAGAGGCCGCGUUACGCUGAGAGCUGGGACUUCGAAGUGUCUGGCUCUUCGUUCCUGCAGUUUGAUCUGAGCAUGGGCUGCAGUAAGGCUGCGUCUCCAGCCCACGGCGUCCAUCUGGAGUUCUCCACAGACUGCGGGAGACACUGGACGCUCAUCACGCCCGAGUGUGUGCCUCCGGCCAUCGGCUGCUCCGGAUACACGCAGCGGUCCGUGUUCAGCGCUCCACAGUUCCUGCAGUGGAGGAGAGUCACCGUCUACUUGCCCAGCGCUGCCAUUUCCCCCAGAACACGGUUCCGCUGGAUCCAGCCUCUCUUGGCUCCUGGAGCUGAUGACUGGGCGCUGGAUAAUGUGCUGCUGACACCCGGCUGCCCGUGGAUGUGCUCGGGUCAUGGACUGUGUGACAACGGACACUGUGUCUGUGAUAAGGGCUUCGGCGGGCCGCACUGUGUGCCUCUAGUCGCUUUGCCGUCCGUUCUGAAGGAAGAUUUCAAUGAGAACCUGAGGGCUGAUGUCUGGCCGGAGGUGUACGGCGCAGAGAGGGGCACGCUGAGCGGAGAGCCUCUGAAAUCAGGAACGGCCCUCAUCUUUAAAGGAGAGGGGCUGCGCAUGCUGGUCUCAGCAGAUCUAGACUGCACAAACACCAUGCACAUCCAGUUCUCAUUCAAGUUCAUAACGAAGGGUGUACCUGAGCGCUCUCACUCCGUGCUGCUGCAGUAUUCAGUGAAUGGAGGGAUCAGCUGGCUGCUUAUAGAUGAGUUUUAUUUCCCCACUUCCACAGACACGCUGUUUGUUCACAUGUCUUUGCCUCCCAGCGCACAGACCAACGCUACGCGCUUCAGACUGUGGCAGCCGUACAGCAGUGGGAAGAAGGAAGAGGUGUGGGUGAUUGAUGACCUGAUCAUAGACGGCAACACCAUCAAUAGCUUGCCGGUUAUAUUAGACAGCUUUGAGGGAGGACCUCAGGAGGGGAACUGGCUGUUUUAUCCUGGAGGAAACACUGGAUUCUAUUGCCCCUAUCAGAGGGCAGGACUCUGUGCUCUCAGCUCAGUGCGGUUCCGCUGGUAUCAGGGGUUUUAUUCAGGCGGCGCGGCUCCGCCCACAUGGGCCCUGGACAGCGUGUACAUCGGCCCUCAGUGCCAGAACAUGUGUAACGGCCACGGUGUGUGUGUGCGCGGCACUCACUGCAGCUGCGAUCCGGGUUACUCUGGUCCCGACUGCUCCGUUCCAGACAUGCCAAACCUGGAUUUCCUGAAGGAGGAUUUCGAAGGUGGGGUUUUGGAGUCUGAAUACUUCAAGUUGAUGAGUGGAGGAAAGCCUUCCAGAAAGUGUGGCAUCACCACCAGCGGGAACCACCUGUUCUUCAGUGAGGACGGUUUGCGAAUGCUGGAGACAUUAGAUCUGGACCUGUCUAAUGCUAGGUUUAUCCAGUUCUUCCUGAGGCUGGGCUGCGGUAAAGCGGCUCCUGACCCGCGCUCCCAGCCGGUGCUCCUGCAGUUCUCCGUGGAUGGAGGUCUGAACUGGGCUCUCCUGCAGGAGUUCCUCUACAGCAACAGCAGUAACCAGGCUCACCUGGUGGCCCUGGAGAUCCCUCUCCGAGCGCGAACCUCAGCCACACGCCUGCGCUGGUGGCAGCCGUCAGAGAACGGACACUUCCACAGCCCCUGGGUUAUUGAUAAAUUGGUUGUGGGCGGCAGUGCCAGCGGUUGGGGGCCGCUGGAGGACGACUUCUCCUCCACAAAUGGACGAUCUUGGCUGCUGCACCCCGGCGGCACGCGGAUGCCAGUGUGCGGAUCUGACGGUGAAGCUUUUGCCUUCAUCGAGAAGUCAAACACGCGUUACGGCAUCACCACCGACAUCAGUCUGGGCCCAGAUGCCUUCAUCCAGUUUGAUUUCUCUGCCUCCUGCUCCGUCACCUCCUCCUGCUACAUGGUGGAGCUGGAGUACUCUUUGGAUCUAGGUCUCACGUGGCUGCCGCUGGUCAAGGAUUGUUUACCCACAAGUCCAGAUUGUUCUUCAUACACACUGCAGAGAUUACUGGUGUCAGAUACUUACAACAAGUGGGGCAGAGUUACAUUACCCAUACCACACUACGCCAGGUCCACAGCCACGCGCUUCCGCUGGUUCCAGCCGGCGCCAUUUGAUAAGCAGCAGACGUGGGCUCUGGAUAACCUGUACAUCGGUGACGGCUGUCCUGAGAUGUGCUCCGGCCACGGCCGCUGCAGACAGAGCUCCUGUGUAUGUGACCCUGAGUGGGGCGGUGAGUUCUGCGAUGAGCCGCUGGUCUCUCUGCCCGCUCAGCUGAAGGACAGUUUCAGUCGAGCUCCGGCGCUCAAUCACUGGCACCUGCUGACCGGCGGCAAGAUCAGCAGCGUCUGUGGAGCUGUGGCCUCAGGAUCAGCGCUGCACUUCAGCGGGAGCUGCUCUCGUCAGCUGGUGACGGUGGAUUUGAAUCUGACCAGUGCUGAAUUCAUCCAGUUCUACUUCAUGUACGGCUGUAUGAUCGCACCCAGCAACCGUAAUCAGGGCGUUCUGCUGGAGUUCAGUGUGAACGCGGGGAUCAGCUGGAAUCUACUGACCGAGAUCUUCUACGACCAGUACAGCAAGCCUGAGUUUGUGAAUGUUCUGCUGCCCGCUGCUGCGCGAGCCGUGGGUGUCCGGAUCCGCUGGUGGCAGCCGCAGCAUGACGGGGCCGAUCGGAGCGACUGGGCUCUGGAUAAUGUGCUGAUCUCCGGCUCAGAUGCUCACGCUCAGAUCUCAGACACGUUUGGAGGAGCGGCGCUGCCCAGCCAUGAGAGAGCGCCGGCUGACGGCACACACACACGACACAGCAGCUCAUCCAUCAUCCAUGAGGAGACCAUCGUGAGCGAUCACUGGCUGUUUUCUGAAGAUUGCUCCGUGAAGCGUUUCUGCAGCUCUCCAGACGGUGUCAUGGUGUGUGGCAACACGGAUGGACAGGAAGUUUAUGCUGUUACACAUGACAUAGUUCCUGCCAAAGGCUGGGUCAUGCAGUUCAAGAUUGCGGUUGGCUGCAGUGUGCCGGAGAAGCCUGCAGAGAGACAGAUUCAUGUUCAGUACUCCGUGAACUUCGGUGUGACCUGGAAGUACCUGGUUCCUCAGUGUUUACCUGCAGAUCCUCGCUGUGCCGGACUGGUGUCGCAGCCGUCUGUGUUCUUCCCGGCCGACGGCUGGAAGCGAGCGGUUUAUCCUCUACCAGACGGUCUCGCAGACACAGCGGUGCGCUUCCGCUUCUAUCAGAGGCAUUCAGAUACGCAGUGGGCGGUGGAGAACUUCUACAUCGGACCUGCUUGUGAAAACCACUGCGGAGGUCACGGAGACUGUCUGGACCAGCACUGUCUGUGUGACCCGGGCUUCACUGGGCCCAGCUGCUACGCCAGCACCACGCUGAAGCAGGCGUCGCUGAAGGAGCGCUUUGGCUAUUAUGUAAACCUGGUUGUGUUUGUGGAGUACUGGGCUAAAAUCGGCAGCGAGGAGAACGUUACUCUGUGCCAUCGUCCAACCUGUCGGAAAGAGGGUGUGUUAUUGGAUUAUUCUAUUGAUGGAGGUGUGUCUUGGACAUUGCUCCAUGAGAUGGACUAUCUGAAGUACGUGUCUGUGAGGAGAGAUUACAUCGUGCUGCCGGAGAGAGCACUGACCAACGCCACUCGUCUGCGAUGGUGGCAGCCGUUCUCGCUGCUGUCGGGCCUGGUCCGGUCGAGUGCGGAGCGCGCUCAGUGGGCUUUAGACAACAUCCUCGUGGGAGGCUCUGACAUCAACCCCAGCACCCUCCUGGACACCUUUGAUGACGAGGGCGUCUCUCAUGAAGAGAGUUGGAGCUUCUAUCCCAAUGCUGUCCGUACGGCCGGCUUCUGCGGAAACCCGUCGUUCCACUUGUAUUGGCCCAACAAGAACCAAGACGGGUCGCACAAUAUCCUGGCGACCCGAGAACUCAUUGUUCAGCCUGGAUACAUCUUACAGUUCAAGAUUGUGGUUGGCUGUGAGGCAGACCGAUGUGAUGACCGUCAUUCAGUGCUUGUACAGUACAGGAAGGAUGCCAGGUCAGACGUGUGGCAGUUAGUCCAGUCCGCCUGUCUCCCUUCUUCUGCCAACAACGUGGGCUGCUCACCCUUCCAGUUCCACGAGUCCACAAUCUACAGUCCUGUCAACAGUUCAGUGUGGACCAGAGCCACCAUUCAGCUGCCUGACCAUGUGUCGUCUGGUGCGACACAGUUUCGCUGGAUCCAGCACGAGGCCCCUGGCGAGCGCUACAGCUGGGCCAUGGAUCACGUGUACAUCGGGGAAGCGUGUCCUGGACUGUGCAGCGGUCACGGCUACUGUACCAGCGGACCCGUCUGCAUCUGUGACGAAGGCCAUCAGGGUGAUGACUGCUCUUUGUCCAGCAGUGAACUGCCCAGCUCUAUAAAGGAUAACUUUGAGUCUGGUUCGGUGUCUCAGGAGAGCUGGAGUUUGAUUCAGGGCGGCGGCAUGGGCAGCGGAUGUGGUCAGCUCUCUCCUCACGCUCACGGGGACUCGCUGUACUUCAACGGCUGCAAGAUCAGACAAGCCAUCACUAGACCUCUGGAUCUGACCCGUGCUAGUAAGAUCAUGUUCGUGCUGCAGAUAGGCAGCGUGUCGCAAACAGACAGCUGUAACGCUGCACUGGAUCAGGCGGAUAUGGUCGACCGGGCCGUGCUUCUCCAGUACAGCGUCAAUAACGGAGUUAGUUGGAACGUCAUUGCUCAACACCAGCCAAAAGAUUUCAUCAAAGCCCAGAGAGUGUCCUACAACAUCCCACUUGAGGCUCGUGUCAGAGGGGUGCAGUUGCGAUGGUGGCAGCCGCGGCACGAGGGUGCAGGGCAUGAUCAGUGGGCGCUGGACCAUGUGGAAGUCAUUCUUGUCAGCACCCGUAAACAGAACUACAUGAUGAACUACUCCAGACAGACCGGUCUUCACCACUAUUACAACAGGAAGAGGCGGGCCUUGCGGCAACAAACCUAAACGCUUUGAGAGAAAAACCUGCCGCUCACACAUUAUUCUGCUGGCUACAAUCCGCUUUCCCUGAUGAGAAAACACCACGUCAGGUCACUUCUGUCAGCAUCUGGCCAUACUCUCUCAUCUGAAUGAUACAUUGGACCAUCUAGUCCCAUUUCUAGCCAAUCAAUGCCUUCCCAGAGCAGUGUGAUGGGAAAGACAAGCACCUAAAUGUGGCGUUUUUGUAUACUUAUCUAUGAACUAUUGGGUUUCCUAAUUCUGUUUAUUAUAACCUUGUUUGAAUUCUCCUGAUGUGAACGACUACAAAGCUCUCCUGCUCUCACCUCACUUUCUACCACACUGUGAAGUUAUUCUGAUGGUUAUGAUGAUCAUUACUAGUGCUGAUAAAGUUCUGAAGAGGAGAACUGAAGAAGACUCGUGCUGAAGCAGUUUCUUGGAUGAAGAUAAUGACAAUGUGUUUUGCUGUUGUGUCUGUGGGUUCGUUUUGUGAUGCAUUGAUUGUGGUGUUCCAAUCAUUUGUUAGUUUUAUACUAACUUGUAUCUUUUGGGCUUGGAUCAUUUUUCCUUUGUGAAACAAGGCAAGUGGAGAAGUCAGCCUUGGAGAGGGAAAAAUAAUCAAGCAGAGAAUGAAAAGAAAGAAUACAUUUAAAAAGAGAGACUAACGAUGUUUUGUUGUUGUUGAUAAAUCACUUUUUUAUAUAUCUUGGUUCCUUAAGAAUAUUUAUGGUAAAUGGUUCUCCACUAAACCUAUUUAAAAUACACUGUGGGUGAAAUCUGUGUUGUUGUUUUUUUCUGUUUGUUUGUUUUUUGUUUCAGUUUGUUUUGUUAGGUUUAAGUUAUUAGGUCAGGUUCUUGGUUGCGAUCGAUCGACACCCUUCUCUUCUCAUUCAGAGUCAUCCAGUUACAGUGCUGUUACACAUCUCCUCAUGUCCACUCUUUCUUUGAUGAGCUGUCAGUGAUGUUUAUGAUGUUACCUUCUCCCCUUCUUGGUGUAGCUCUCCAAUAUAGCAAGUUCUUGUAUAUAUAUAUUGUAUAUAAAUAUAUAUAUGCAGGGAUCCAUCCGCCUUAUAAAAGGGAAAUAAAGAACUGUCAAAACCUC